Molecule: messenger RNA, 1608 nt
Organism: Pyrenophora tritici-repentis Pt-1C-BFP
Lineage: Eukaryota; Fungi; Ascomycota; Dothideomycetes; Pleosporales; Pleosporaceae
Product: Bul1-N domain containing protein
Source: RefSeq, a predicted model, not a curated record
AUGCCUUCUUCUCCAGCUUCUUCCGUCUCUGUACAGCCAGACAGGAUGCAGGCGCUUGGAAACCAGAUAGGUUACAAGGUCCGCAACAUUUCGCAUCAUGGCCAGCCCAAAAUCGUCAUCCAUCUGGACGACAGCAAUGGCCACCAACAGAAGUUUGUCACAAGCUACUCUUCAAUGGACACCCUCAACGGUACAGUCACCAUUACCGCGCCGCAUGAUACACGCUUCGAAGAUAUUGACAUUGCAUUCACUGGUACAAGCCAAGUGUACGUAGACAGGAUGACAACCACGCCGACUAUGACAGGACGAACAGAGGCAAAGCACCGUUUCUUGACUCUUAGACAGCCAAUAAACGAAUCAAACUUUCCAACCCCAAGAAUCUUUGAAGCUGGGAAGGCGUACAUAUUCCCCUUCACCUUCACAAUCCCAUCGCAGUUACUGCCCAAAGCCUGUUCACACAACGUCAUCUCAGAUCAAGUCCGCGAACAACAUCUCUUGCUACCACCCAGCAUUGGCGAUCCUGACCUUGCCGGUUUCGGUAGCACACUGCUCGAUGAUCUGGCACCAGACAUGUCUAAGAUUACAUAUGCAAUCCAAGUCAAGAUUGCGCACAUGCGCGGGGGAGAAGGCUUAACUGUACUCGCGGAUAAGACAAAGAAAGUCCGCGUCAAGCCUUCAUUUCCCGAGCAGCCUCCACUGACCAUUGACCACAACGAAGACUACCGACCGCGACAAGAGAAGACGGUCAAGAAGGGACUAUUCCAGGGAAAGCUUGGAACCCUGUCAGCCAAGACCGUCCAGCCGCCCCCUCUGGUCAUUUCAGGAGCUCGAUCCGCUGAAGGCAGAUCAAUAGGCACCAUGGCCAAGCUGGUACUACGAUUUGAUCCCAUAGAGGAGACUGCUGCCCCGCCGAAGCUAGGCUCACUGUCGACGAAGAUAAAGGUUGCGACUUAUUACGCCUCAAGUCCCAGGCAAAACUUCCCAGUACGAUCGAGCCUCGGCUUCGACUUAUCCCAAGGUCUCUACUCCGAAUACGCGCCCUUGUCCAACCUCUGCAUUGCAUCAGCGCAGUGGGAAAAGCAUGAUGCCACCUUCAACCCUCCUGCUGCAUCUCUCCUACGUCGUGACUCUGGAAUCAGCGACUGCUCAACGACGAGUGAAACCGAAGAAGCUUUUGCCAUUGGUAUCCUUCCCGCGUCCAAGGACUACAAAAAGGGCACCUUCUACACAGCCCAGAUCCUUGUGCCCAUCACCCUCUCUAUGACGAGAAAUUUCAUUCCUACCUUUCACAGUUGUCUCAUUUCGCGAAUUUACACCCUUGCGCUACAAUUCCAUGUACAUGGCUGUUCCAGUCUGCGUCUCAAAGUUCCCGUCCAAAUUUGCGCCGAAGGCAGCGAUACCGGGAUUGAGAACGCAAGGGUGAGGAGUGUGGAGGAGACUGCAUUUAGGACUGCAGCGGAAAUAUUUGUGCCAAGGAGUAUUGCACCGCCAAGUUUUGAGGCGAGCAGGAAUGCCAGCGUCAGCAUCAGGGAAGAGAUGCCACCUGAUUAUACCGCGUUUGCGCCAUCUACGAGCAGAUGUACCAUCAGCCACUCGGUUAUCGCUUGA